GCGGAAGUGUGUCGCAGUGUAUUGUGGGUAGCUUGGAGAGGGAGUGUUUCCUGCUUCUUCUCGGUCCUGUCCCAGUAGAACCAGUACAGAACCAGUGUUCCCACUGAGCCCAGUCCGCCCAGCAGACAGAGACAGAGUCCGGGCAGGAGGCCGGAAGUUCCCCCGGGACAGACGGAAGGACAGACGGAAGAUGGCGAAGACCUACGACUAUCUGUUCAAGCUGCUGCUGAUCGGUGACAGCGGCGUCGGUAAGACCUGCCUGCUGUUCCGGUUCAGCGAGGACGCCUUCAACACCACCUUCAUCUCUACCAUCGGAAUCGACUUUAAAAUCAGGACGAUCGAACUGGACGGGAAGAAAAUCAAACUUCAGAUCUGGGACACCGCUGGUCAGGAGAGGUUCAGGACCAUCACCACAGCCUAUUACAGAGGAGCCAUGGGCAUCAUGCUGGUGUAUGACAUCACCAACGAGAAGUCUUUUGAUAACAUCAGGAACUGGAUACGCAACAUUGAGGAGCAUGCGUCUUCAGACGUGGAGAGAAUGAUUCUGGGAAACAAAUGUGACAUGAACGACAAGAGACAAGUGUCCAAGGAGAGAGGAGAGAAGCUGGCAAUUGAUUACGGGAUCAAGUUUCUGGAAACUAGCGCCAAGUCGAGCAUCAACGUGGAGGAGGCCUUUUUCACCCUUGGCAGAGACAUCAUGACCAGACUCAACAGGAAGAUGAACGACAGCAACCCGUCAGGAGGAGGCGGACCCGUCAAGAUCACAGAGUCACGCUCCAAAAAGAGCUUCUUCAGGUGCUCCCUGCUGUAGCUGCUCCUCCUGCUCCUGCUCCUCGUCCUGCAGGAGGACACACCUGUGGAGACAUGAGGAGCGUCUUCAUCAGAACCUUCUGGAACGUUUCUGCUUUUCUCUCAGCUCACAGCUCCUCCUCCUUCUUCUUCUUCUUCUGUUCUAAACUCUGCGUCACUGCAGCAGGUGAGGACGACACCGCAGCCACCACGAUGAUGAUGAUGAUGAUGAAGAGGAGCAGCUGGUGUCAGGCUGUGAGACGUCUCACUCUGUUUCAUGUUUUAUCUUCAUUUAAAUUCUGCAGCAGAAAAAAAAAAAGAACUCAGAGUUGAACCAAAGAAGUGACGUCAGAAGCUGCAGCUCAUCGACACGUCAACACAUCCGUGUGUGUUUGUGUCAUACAUGUGUCAUUAUUAUGAGUGACAUCACUGACACAUUUAAUGAGACACACAGGAGCUAAUCAAUCAAUCAAUAAUGAGAAUCUAAAGUUACAUCAGUUUCAUGUUAACGACUCGUUUCUGUUCAUUAACGUGAUUUAAUUCAUGCGUCACAGUGUCAGCUCAGAUUAUUGAACAAAAACACAACUAAUAAUUUCAUCUUUUAAAUUCACUUUAAAUGUGUCAAUAUUCAAUAAUCAGUAAUUAAACUGAUCUGAUUCUGAGCAGAGAGAAUUCAUCACAUCAUAAAUUAAUAUCAGACAAACAUGUAAACAUCCUGUUUGUAUAUAAACAUCCUGUUAAAGGGAUCAAACACAUCUGAUCAUGUUAAUAAUCAUGUUCAUUGAUUGUCUCUUCAGAGACUCCGCCCCCUCCACACCUGUACUAACACACAUCAGUGAUCUGAUCACAGGUGGACGGCUGGGACAUACUUACAGCCCCGCCCACAGUUAUGACAUCACACUUCUGUUAGCGUGCUAGCUCGUCACGUUAGCAUCGUGUUGUACAGCUGGUGACAUCAGCAGAGUUCAACACGAGGACAAAAUGAGGGACGGUCACACAACACUUUGUCCAACUGGACAUGAAAUAAAAUGAAAUGUGGAAGUUAUCGAGCGGCAGCCGGCGUCACCAAAACAACCGCCACAUCCUGCACCGAUGACGUGUCAGGGACGCGUCAGGACGGAUUAGUGGUUACAUCACAAAGUGUCCAAUGUGUCCUUCGUCUCAGAUCACAGUGCAUCCUGGUGGUCGUUGACGCUCGUAUUCAGCCCCGUCCACGUGUGGUCUGAUCACCUGACGUGUGUUGGUACCAGGUCUGACCUGUCGUGUCCUUUAAUCCUUCAUCCUGAUGCUGUGACAUCGGCUUGUUCAUGAUGUCAUGAUGUUAAACUGACAUCAUCAUGAACGUCGCUCGGCUCUGAUAUUAAUGAUGUCAUGAGUUUGUGUUUACGGUGCAGCAGAGGAUCAGGAUUAAAGCAGCUGACAGGAAGUCUGACACACCUCAAACUGCGACUGACCUUCAGACGAGUCGAAGUUUCUUCCUGUGAGACAAAAAGAAGAGUUUUGUUACUGCGACAUGUUUCUGAUGUUUCACUGAACACACAGGAAGUGAACACGUGUUGUAACCAACGCUGUGGCUCAAACGUCAACACUCCGUUCUUCAUUUCAUUCAUUUCUCCUCGUCAGACUCUGAAGCUCCUCGUCGCUCCACAUCUGAUCCAUGACAUGUUCACUUCUCUCACAACUAAAAUCUGCCGCCUUGUGACGACGUUUAAACUGAACACGACCGCUGACCCUAAGAAGAGACGUGAUGUGUUCACUGUCUGCAGCUCGGCCGUGAGGCGUUCAGUGAUGUGUUCGCUGUCUGCAGCUCUGCUGUGUGGCGUUCAGUGAUGUGUUUGCUGUCUGCAGCUCGGCCAUGAGGCGUUCAGUGAUGUGUUCGCUGUCUGCAGCGCGGCCGUGAGGCGUUCAGUGAUGUGUUCGCUGUCUGCAGCGCGGCCGUGAGGCGUUCAGUGAUGUGUUCGUUGUCUGCAGCUCGGCUGUGUGGCGUUCAGUGAUGUGUUCGCUGUCUGCAGCUCGGCCGUGAGGCGUUCAGUGUCUGCUGUGUUUCUGUGCUUUAACUGAAAUAACUGCUGCUUUUCUAUAUUUUUAUAUUUGCUCUCGUUUGUUGACAUGAAACCACUCGAGGAAAAAAAACUAACAGAAUUUUAUUUUUUAACAUUUUUUAUUCAGCUUUUUGUUGAAAUUCUUAUUUUUGUAUGAAUCUGAAAAGUUUCAGGUGAUAAAGAGUUUUAUUCAGUUUAUGACUUUAAUCUUUUCUGCAGCGCGUCACCUUCACUCAUUCAUCAGAAUUAUUACACUCAUUGUAUUAAUCAUUCAUCACUUCAUUACAUCUGGAUUUAAAUGAUUUAUUAACUCAAAGAAAAAUCAAUUAAUAAUUCUGCUUCCUCUGAAUUUAAAUAUAAAUAUUAAUUGUUGAGGAACAAACAAAGAACGAGGACGAAAUAGAGAAUAAAAAGUUUGAAUUCUUCUGAACGAAGGAAUCAGAAUUAUUGAUUAUUUUAAUCACUGUGUUUUUGUUUGUUUUUGAGUUUGUGUUUGAAAUAUUUACAUUUUUUACAGUGUUGUUUGUUUGUUGUUCAGAUGUUGAAGGAAAAAAGUUUUUGUCCAAACUGAAAUAUCUGACGUGUUAAAACUGUUUCCUGUUUACAGACUCAGUAUUAUUAUUAUUAAUAUAGUUAUUAUCACUGUUUUUAUCUCCUGUGGAUUUUUUCAGCUGCACUUUAUGUUCUGUGUUUUUGCUUCUUCUGAUAAAAAGGUGCUUUAACUUGUCGACAUGUGUCCCCCCGAUCAAUACUGAACCAAUACUGAAUCAAUACUGAACCAAUACUGAACCAAUCAGCACUGACGGCUCAAAAGUGAUGUUCGUGUCUUUUUAAUUUCAGGUUCAUUUAUUAAUAAUUCUCUGAGGAUGUUUCCUUUAUUCUCCCUCUGAUUAAUCAAUAAGUCGAUCAAUCAAUCAGCUGUUUGUGUUCAUGUUUCAUAAAUUCAUUAAAAAUCUGAUUUCAUCAACUCAUUUAAAGUGAUGAAGGAACAAUCAGCUAAGCAAUCAAUCGGUGAGUCAAAUAAAACAAUGAAUGACAUCACUUAAAGAAAACAAAAAGUCAAAUAAAAAAUUAAAAAGUUUGGUUUUAUCAGAAACACACACACACACACACACACACACACACACAUAUAAAUAUAAAUAUAUAUUUUGGGGAACACAAACAGCUGCCAGUGUUUAUAGGUGAGCAGCUGAUCAAUAGCUAAUAAUGAUCAGUUGACUGGUUGUAGUCUUAAUCAAUAACUGAUAAUUCUGAAACUGUUUAAAUUGUGUUUAAACUUUGCUCUGACGCCUCUAUGCAAACACCCACCUGUGUUAUUGAUCUCUGUUUACCUGUUAUUGAUUUAUUAGUUUAUGUGUUAUUGAUGGUAUUAUUAUCGAUACCGUGGUGUCUGAUGAGAGAUGAUCAGAUGUAUUGAUGAUUGAACGGAACAGUUGGAGGAUCAGAAUCUUUUUUUCAAACCAACUCAUAAAAACUUUUCUUUAAUAAACAUUUUUAUAUUUGUGAGUUUGUUUGUUUGUUGACGAGCGACAGAAGUGAUGAAGACUCGUUUGUCUUCAUCAGACUGACGAUUAUUAAAUGUAAUAAAACAGAUGAAGGCUCCAAUCACAGGAACCGGAUGUUUACAGGUUUUAUUCCGCCGUGAGGAAACUUUAUACGAAAUGAAAUUAUAUUUCCUCCAUGAUGACACAGAAAAUAUAAAGUCUGUAAAAACUAUAGAAAGUAAGUAAAGUUUAUAGAUGUACGGUAAAUAUAAAGUAAAUAUAUUAAGUCUAAUUAAAGUCAAUAUAUAAAGUCUCUGACAGCAUGUGUUUAUGAGACUGUAUGAAUAUUAAUAUCAAGCGGUGACGAGUUGGUUUGAUAAAAACUUUUCUGUGGGUUUCGUCUGUUUGACGAUAAAAGAAGCUCUUAAUGUGAAAUCAUGUCUGUGACAUCACUGUGGUGACCCUUGACCUUUGACCUCUUUAAAUCUUCAGUUUUCACAUUUGUCUUCCAUUUCCUGCUCUGUGAUGUCAUCACAAAGUCAGCUGAUUGUACAAUAAACAACUUUUUUCUA
Messenger RNA from Epinephelus moara (kelp grouper), 4887 nucleotides. RefSeq names its product ras-related protein Rab-8B. NCBI's taxonomy places the organism in Eukaryota, Metazoa, Chordata, Actinopteri, Perciformes, Serranidae. Gene Ontology annotation, molecular function: GTP binding; GTPase activity. Gene Ontology annotation, cellular component: synaptic vesicle; endosome; plasma membrane. Gene Ontology annotation, biological process: cellular response to insulin stimulus; protein localization to plasma membrane; regulation of exocytosis. The transcript is spliced from 8 exons. Bases 191 to 811 code for a protein of 206 amino acids. The record is from RefSeq and is a predicted model, not a curated record.